GAAGAGAGAUGAUAAUAAUUUCUCCCUAGAUUACUCUCGGCUUCUUCAAUUCCCAAUUAAUAUACAUCUCUAUAUUUAUUAGUUAUUGCUAUUUUUAUCAUGGUAUCAGAGCAAAAAUCCUGAAAAUAGUAUAUUUCCAAACACUCUUUUCCUCCAAAUUUGCUAUCCUCCUAUCAAACUAUGGCGGUCGAUGAUAAGACCAAAGCUAGUAGUCAAGAUUCCGAGAGUUUAGUAAUUGAUUCUAUGUCACCUUAUUUUAUUCAAUUCGGAGAUAAGCCCGGAGAUGUGUUCGUCACCUCAAUUCUUCGUGACGGUAACUACGGUGAUUGGCUCGAUGAGAUGAGCAACGCCCUUUAUGCAAAAAAUAAAUUUGGCUUCGUGAAUGGUGAUAUUCCGAUGCCCAAAUCCGACUCACCAUAUCUCCCGCAUUGGCAACGAGCAAAUGCAAUGGUGAAAGCUUGGUUAAACAGUAGCAUGGAUGUGGAACUUAGGCAAAUUGUGAAGUUCAAAACGGCCCGUGAGAUAUGGGUAGACUUGAAGGAACGAUAUGAGAAAGAGAGUGCACCUCGAGCUUAUGAACUCCGAUGUAUCCUUGGUUCCAUUCAGCAAGAAGGUCAGUCAAUAUCGGCCUACUUUAGCCGACUACGCCGUGUAUGGGAUGAGAUGGUCUCCAUCAACACUCAACCGAAAUGCUCUUGUGACGGUUGCACUUGCAACUUCUCUAAGCAAAUGGCGGACUCUCGCGACAGAGAUCGGCUUUACGAUUUUUUGAUGGGUCUAGAUGACACUUACGGUCAACUAAAAGGUCAAAUACUUGCCACUAGACCAGUUCCCACCCUCACUGCUGCAUACCACCUCGUCUCAGAAAACGAACAGCACCGGUCCAUUGCAUCCUCCCGCAAACCGGGCACUGACGGCGUGGCUUUCUUCACACGACCAAAGAAGGAAAUUAUCCCAAACCGGCGUCCAAAUGCAAAAGAGGCUAGAACUUGCUCAUAUUGUGGAAAGAUUAAUCAUACGUAUGAAACGUGUUUCAUGCGAGUGGGAUAUCCUCCCAAUUGGAAUCUAAAGCCUAAAGAGAAUAAAUUAAUAGGAGGAAGUCAUGAACCCAAUAUCCUUUUUCAACUACCGAAGGUGACACACGAGAAAUUUAAGCACUUUCCUACACGUGUUGCACACGUGGACAGCCAGCAAAAAUCUGAGUUUGGAUUAUCUGAUGACCAGUUGCAGCGAUUAGCCAAGUUCAUGAAGCAAGAAAUAAAAGACCCAGCUGACAUCCAAUCUUCUUCUGGUGUCCAGAUUAAUAUGGCAGGACUUACUCUCGAGGAAGCUGAUUGGAGUGGGUCAAUGCCGUGACGGUCUAUAUUAUUUGGAACCACUGAGCGUUGAGGGGUUGGCAAUGUCAGUUUCUGCUAAUCUUAAUUUAUGGCAUCAACGUUUGGGACAUGCUUCAGAUAAGCAAUUACAUCAUAUUGGUUUUCUUUGAGGCUCACGACGGAGCAAUAAUUUCUGUGAUUCUUGCAUACGAGCUAAGCAGACCCGUCUACCCUUUCCCAUUAGUUCUAUUAAAACAAGUAGCUGUUUUGAAUUAAUACAUUGUGAUAUUUGGGGAGGAUAUCGGUGUGACUCAAUUUCUGGUGCACGUUAUUUUUUAACCAUAGUGGAUGAUUUCUCUAGAGCUGUGUGGGUCUAUUUAAUAAAAAAUAAAUCCGAUUUUCCUCAAAUUCUGAUUCAAUUUUUCAACAUGGUGUGUACCCAAUUUGAGCAAAAGGUUAAACGCAUACGGGCCG
This is a messenger RNA of Cuscuta epithymum, 1790 nucleotides long. The record is from the annotation of a GenBank genome assembly. NCBI's taxonomy places the organism in Eukaryota, Viridiplantae, Streptophyta, Magnoliopsida, Solanales, Convolvulaceae.